This is a messenger RNA of Anopheles coustani, 670 nucleotides long. Its product is annotated as bolA-like protein DDB_G0274169. The record is from RefSeq and is a predicted model, not a curated record. Gene Ontology annotation, cellular component: mitochondrion. Lineage: Eukaryota; Metazoa; Arthropoda; Insecta; Diptera; Culicidae. The coding region runs from base 7 to 426 and encodes 139 amino acids. The transcript is spliced from 2 exons.
ACAAACAUGAACUCCAUUCUGUUCGCUUGCCGAAGAAUCCAAGUUUCGUCUACACCAAAACUUGUAUAUUCGCUUCUAGCAACAGCAAGAACGAUGACGACCACUGUGGAAAACCCCAUCGAGUGUGCUAUUCGUAACGGGCUUACAAAAGAGCUAGCACCAGUGCAUUUAGAGGUUGUAAAUGAAUCGUACAUGCAUAAUGUACCGAAAGGGUCGGAAACGCACUUCAAAGUUUUAGUCGUUUCUCAACAAUUUGAUGGGCAGCCGCUGAUUAAGCGACAUAGAAUGGUAAACGAGAUUGUGAAAAACCACCUUGCGGGAGACUUUGUACAUGCACUCUCCAUCGUGGCGAAAACUCCACAGCAGUGGGAUGAAGCAUACAAGCUAGAUCCUAGUCCAAACUGUAAGGGAGGAUUUGGAAAAUAAAUUGAUGAUUCAUGAGAACUUGUGAGCAGCAUUAUGGGAUGGACACCGUUGAUAGAUAUUUGUAAGUUUGUGUAGUUGCAGAGCAGACUAAACCAAAAUUAAAUUGUUUGACGUUAAAACUCUCUACUUGUAGCAAUAUUUUAUUAAUUAUGGGAAUUUUCAGAUGCUGUAGGUAUCUAAACGAAGUUUUCCGUCGUUUUCGGUGAAAUACAUCAUAUCCGCCAUGGUCUGCUCACAGAUCAUG